This is a messenger RNA of Scomber scombrus (Atlantic mackerel), 2444 nucleotides long. RefSeq names its product chromobox homolog 5 (HP1 alpha homolog, Drosophila) (gene cbx5). NCBI's taxonomy places the organism in Eukaryota, Metazoa, Chordata, Actinopteri, Scombriformes, Scombridae. Gene Ontology annotation, molecular function: chromatin binding. Gene Ontology annotation, cellular component: pericentric heterochromatin; nucleus. The coding region runs from base 179 to 790 and encodes 203 amino acids. The transcript is spliced from 5 exons. Gene Ontology annotation, biological process: negative regulation of transcription by RNA polymerase II; chromatin organization. The record is from RefSeq and is a predicted model, not a curated record.
CGCACAACAUCUUUAUGUGAGUCAGGCUACAUGCUAAAUUAGCUCCAGCGGUGCCUUCACAGAUUACAGAGCCACAAAACACACAGGUUUUCGCCGCGGUUUUCGGGUCAAACCCGGUGGUCUACACCUUUAAACGGGAACUGUGCUGAAGUGUAACGUUACUGCUACAAACUUUGCUAUGGGAAAAAAGUCCCGUGAAGAGGAAUCUUCAUCUUCUGAAGAGGAGUAUGUUGUGGAGAAGGUGCUGGACAGGAGGGUGGUGAAAGGCCGCGUUGAGUUCUUCCUGAAGUGGAAGGGAUACUCAGAUAAGCACAACACAUGGGAACCAGAGAAGAAUCUGGACUGCCCUGAGCUUAUAUCUGAAUUCAUGAAAACCUACAAGAAAAGCAGCAGCAGCAGCAGCAGCGGUGGUGGAAGCUCCACACCAAGCAGUGGGGGCAGCAAAUCAAGUGCAGGCUCCCUAGGACGCACCAAAGACUCCAGUGGCUCGAAGAAGAGAAGCUCGGAUGACGAAGAGGGUGGCAGUAAGCCCAAAAAGAAAAAAGAGGAUGACAUUCUCGUUGCACGUGGAUUUGAAAGAGGACUCGAGCCAGAGAAGAUCAUCGGAGCAACUGACUCGUGUGGUGACCUUAUGUUUCUUAUGAAAUGGAAAGACUCUGACGAGGCUGAUCUCGUGCUCGCAAAGGAGGCCAAUCAUAAGUGCCCACAGAUUGUCAUAGCCUUCUAUGAGGAACGUCUCACCUGGCAUGAAGACAGUGACAAGAAGGAGAAGGACGCUGUCAGUGCGUGAGUGCAUCACCUCAGGAGGAAACGGGACCUCAUCCGCUGCAGGGACAACCUUGAGUCAGACAUUUUUCACACCCAAUCCUCCCAUAUUUCCUCUGUACCAUGUCCAACAAUGACACAAAUACAUCGGACACAGAUCUCCAUCCAUGACCCAUUGGAGCACAAGGGCCCAGACUGCUGAUAAGGAUGUAUCAGAUAGGAGGAGGAGCUGUGCAACAUGGGGGACAAUGCUACUGGGGAGGGUUUCUGCUGUUCUCUUUUUAUUCUUUACCUUCUUUUAAUGUCUUAACAUGUCAUGUUUUAGUGCUUACGGGAUAUGAUCAUGUCAGUUUGGUAUUUUGCAUCCACAAGCACAGGUGGCCAUCUGUUAAACUCUGAAUAUAGUCUUGAGCCAGACUUGGCACAAGCUCUGUUUAACAAUGAGCUUGUCCUGGGUUGGUGCACAACCGCCAUCCUAAAGUCUUUAUAAGCAGUACACAUCUUUGCUUUAAGAACGUACUAACACCACUGCGGAUAAGACUAAUAUUCAGGAAGCAACCACCGCAGCACUUCCCUGACUGCAUAAUCACUUCCUUUUAAACUUUUUAUCUCUUGUACAUCUGUCUGUCUGUCCUGCCGACUUGGAUGCAAUGACUCAAUUUGCAAACUUGCUGAGGACACCGGCCAAUUAUUUUUAUUAUAAAGUAGGUAUGAUAUCUUUGUUUUUGUUUUUUUUAAAUUGUCUUUUUUUUCUCCCCUUAUUUCCAAGUUUUAAUGUGUCAAACUGGUGUUUUUUAAUUUCGUCAUUAGUUCAAGAAAAUUACAAUAAAAUUUAAUUUUUGCUGAGUUUUGUACUUUUUUUUUUUUUUUUUCUUUUAAAAAAAAAACCAACCUUCUUUUAACUGCAGUGUUAUCUUUGGACCAGUCUCAUGUUCAUAGGACAAUCUUCACUGUAUCCACAUGAAGUGAAACCAGCAUUCAUCACCAGUCAUUAGGGUCUGCCACCUUGUGGCUAAAACUAAUUUCUUGACUGUGACCAAUCUCUAUGAUAGCAACCCUGCAGUUUAAGGUGUUAUUGAUCUUGUUAGUUAGUGAGAUACUUUGAUAGAUUAUUUUUUAACACUUUCAAUUGGUAAAAAUCUAUUCAAAGUAUUUGUUCUUGAUAUCAUUGUAAUGUUUAUUUUGAAACAUUAAAACAGUUUCUGAUCUGAUUAUGCAUAUUGUGGGUUUCAUUGUGAAUAAUUUGAUUGUUCCUGGCAGUAUUACUUUUUUUUCUUUUUUUUCUGGGACGAUAUUUCUACCUAACAUCCAGAGAUCAAAUUGAAUAUAUAAGAUGGAUAAUGGUCUUGUAGUUUGAUCUCUUGUGCUCCAAUAUGGACCUUUAGGACCAAAUGUGCAGUGUCUACAGACUGAUGUUUUUUUUGUGUGGCUUUAAUCCGCACUGUAAAUGAAGGCUGUGACCUUCUCCCUUUUCAUACAGCCCAUAAAUCAUGGCCCUUGAUAUCAAUUAUAUACUGUUUUUAGUGUAAUUUCCUUUCAUUAAAAAUAUUUUGUCCUUUCAGAUCUUUGAAGUCUGUCCUCAGUUUUGCUGAUGCAGGAUUUUUGAAAUGUAGACUUUUUCUUGUGAAUUAAAUGUUACAAAGAUGUGUACAGUAGCACCCUUUAAUAAACAAUUUCAA